Neurospora crassa OR74A is the source of this 4183-nucleotide messenger RNA. RefSeq names its product chitin synthase activator. NCBI's taxonomy places the organism in Eukaryota, Fungi, Ascomycota, Sordariomycetes, Sordariales, Sordariaceae. Gene Ontology annotation, molecular function: protein binding. Bases 766 to 3855 code for a protein of 1029 amino acids. The transcript has 3 exons. The record is from RefSeq and is a predicted model, not a curated record.
GGGAGACCUGCCCAGGUUUCCCUUGAGCUCCAUUCGCGGCCUCAAUUGCCAUCGAGUACAAAGUGUACGUACGACAUUGUUGCCCGGCGGGAAUGCAACUUCCUUCCCUUUCACAACACGCGUUAACAGUUGUCGUGCCAUCAUGCUAUCCUCACAUUUCCCUUGAUAUGAAUCGGUGUAUCAGAUCCAUGUGCCCAACAUAAAAUUCGACUAACGACGACCCAUUUUUUCUUCCUCUUUUGUCACUGCUAAGCCGGCCCAACCGCAGCGGACGGUAGCGGGUGGUCCACUCGCUCCGUUCCUUUAUUUGAUCGCCGUCACAGUGUUCACGGGAUCUCCUUCCUGUUUUUCUGUCCCUCCUACCGACCGUAACCUUUUCCCCAAUUCUUCGAUUCCCGCCUUUUCUGGUCUUCACUUGGCUUGGAAACUCAGGCACUCCCGGGCGCCGACGACUUUGGCUCAACAUACGGUCGUUUCUUUUGUCGUCGGCACAGCUUGACCCGGAACGGGUCCCGAACCUUGUUGCCCCUCGCGGCCCAACGACUUCGCAGUACCAUUCGACACAAGGAAAUAUUAUGAUCCAUUUUUUAGUAUACUGAACUCCCGAACACAGUCGACUAUACGUACAGCUCGCUUCUUUGUUUGAACGGGCGCGAUCGCUUCCCCCUUUACGCGAACGUGCUGCACCUGCAUGCGGACAUAGACCGUCACCGUCAUCCUGCUUCCGAACGCGGCGCAUAAGGCAGGUCCUGAGUGCAUAGGAAGAUGGCAUACAGUGGAGGAUACGAAGGAGGGCCGGGAGGACGCCAGUACGGCGGUCAAGCACCACCACCUAGAGGACCGCCGCAGCGCGCAUACACCGCUGGACCUGGCAUGCCACAACAGCAGUACACUGCGCCGCCGCCUCAGCAGCACUACGACCGAUAUCAGGAAGACUAUGGCUAUGGCGGCGGCUACAAUGACCAUGGGGGUGGUUAUGAUCAGGGAUAUGGAGGACAAGAUCAAGGUUACGGUGGACAAUAUGAUGACAGAAACUACCAGAGAGGCCCGCCAGCGCAGGAUUACCCUCAGCAAGACUACUUUAUUCCCGGACCCAAUGGCCGCAAUGGACCCCCUCCUGAAGCUGCUGCUCCCGGUCCCGGCCCCGGCCGAGGUGGACCACCCAUGCAAGGUGGCAGAGCCGGGCCCGCUGGUCCGAUGCGUCCUCCUGCAGACAACGGCAGGGGUCCUCCAGCUCCCUAUCCGCCGCGUGGUGGCGGCUACCCUCCGGGCCCAGGACGGGGUUAUCCGCCCCAAGGCCCCGGUGGGAGGCCAGGCCCUCCGGAUCGAGCUGUGGCUUCAGAUCCCAGCGCGAACCGCCGGCCACCCAUGAAUGGCCCCGGUCCGGGUCCCGGUCCCGGCCCUCUGAGUCCUGAAAACCGUGGUUUUGGUGGUGGUAAUUUCCGGGGCCCUCCGGGAGCGCAGCGAAGGCCUGAUGUGGACAAUGUUGCAGCACAAAUGGAUGGGAUGAAUCUCUCGAUUCAGAGGCCACCAACAAGAGGACCUCCUGGGCCUAAUGGUACUGGACCGCAACGUGCACCAAUGCGCCCAGAUACCAGGGACGGGUAUGGAGGGCCGAUGCGUCCUAAUACUAGAGACGGCUAUGGAGGACCAGGACCUGGAGGGCCGCAAAUGGGACCGCCCCAGCCAUACCGCCCUCAACAGGACAUUCAAGAUCAGCGGCGAGGCCCUCCUCCUGGCCCGGACUUUGGCCAGCCUGGGGUAUUUCAGGAUGGUGGCUUUGGUCCACCUGGGCGGAGUAUGACCAUGCCUGCGAGAGAUGAUAUGGGAUUUCAGCCUCCGCCGCAGAAUUUCAUGCACCAGAGCGACAGUGUCCCUUACAAUGGUCCUGUUGGACGCGCGAUACAGAGACCAAACACGGCUCAAGGUGCACGGGCGCCACCGCAGAGGGUUUACCCGUCUGACCAUGGAGUUCCUCCAUUACCACAAAACAACUACGACCAAGGGUACGGGAACCGACAAGACAUAGCCUAUGGAGGUCAACAGCAACAGCAGCAACCCGGUCCUGUCGAUGAUUACUACGAGGACUAUUACGAGCCUACUGGCAACGGCGGGUACCCAGCUCAAUCAGAUGGCCCAAACUUUGAUGCCAUUUCCCCUCACAGGCAUAAAGAUUCUUUUGACCAGCACAUGCAGCCUAAUCAGAUGCAGCACCAAGCUCAACGUGGGCCUGGCCGCCUACCGGAGAUGUCUCGGGCCAAGUCUCAACCUGACCUGCGAAAUUCGCAGACGGCUGUAUUUGAAAUGGCAGGUGAUAUGCCCCCGAUACCCAUGAUGCAACAACAACAAACGGGGGGCCCGCGUGGUUCGCUUGAAAGUCAGAACAGUCUUCACAGGCCGUCCCCUAAUGGUCAGCCAGGGCCACUGCCACCAGGAGCUGGUAUAACUGCUCACCCAGCACCAUACAGACCCGGGCAAUCUGCGCCCCCUCAGGGACCGUAUAACUCGGACAAUUUGCCAUUGCAUCCUGCUCCAGUCCGCCCAGGUCAGAUGCCCGGCUCUAUGGUCAAUUUGAAUGACAGGCCCCCUCCAGUCAGGAACUACCAGGCUGCUAUGAACAGUAUGCCUGCUCCUCCCCCUCUCAACAACCAACCUGGUCCUCAGCCGAUGCAAGGUGGUCCUGGUUCGCCGCCCCCUCCCACGAAACCAGUCGAGCCCAAGGUUACUGUGGAAGAACUGGAGCACCUGCGGGCCAUUGUCAAAAACGAUUCCAAUGAUCAACAGUCUGCUCUUCGGCUUGCUAAGAAACUAGUUGAAGCGUCAGACGUCUUGGUCCCAAAUCUGCCUGACCCCAAGGCUCGCGCUCGUUCUCGGGAUCGCUACCUUGUUGAUGCUCACAAGAUUCUUCGCAAGCUUGAGAAGGCCAGCAACCCAGACGCCAUGUUCUUCUUGGCAGACAGCAUCGGCCGUGGGCUGUUCAGCUCUGAGCCCGAUCACGCACAUGCUUUCUCGCUCUACCAGUCCGCCGCGAAGCUCGGCCACGCGGCAGCAGCCUACCGCACCGCCGUCUGCUGCGAGAUCGGCAACGAUGAGGGCGGCGGGACCCGCAAGGACCCCAUCAAGGCUAUCCAAUGGUAUAAGCGCGCCGCGACGCUGGGCGACACCCCCGCCAUGUACAAGGUUGGAAUGAUUCUGCUCAAGGGACUGCUGGGUCAGCCGAAGAACAGGCGGGAGGCCAUCAGCUGGCUCAAGCGGGCCGCCGAGCGCGCCGAUACCGAGAACCCGCACGCCCUCCACGAGCUCGCACUCCUGUACGCUAGCGCUGAGCCCGACGACGUUAUCCUCCGCGACGAGGCAUACGCCUUCAGCCUGUUCAAGCAGGCGGCCGAGCUGGGAUAUAAGUUCAGCCAAUUCCGUCUGGGCGCUGCAUAUGAGUACGGUCUGUUCGGCUGCCCGAUCGACCCGCGGUUAUCUAUCAUGUGGUAUAGCCGCGCGGCGACCCAGGAGGAACACCAGAGUGAGCUGGCGCUUUCAGGAUGGUACUUUACUGGUAGUGAGGGUGUGUUGCAGCAAAACGAUACCGAGGCGUAUCUGUGGGCGAGAAAGGCUGCCAUGGCUGGGCUGGCCAAGGCCGAGUUUGCCAUGGGUUACUUCACGGAGGAGGGUAUCGGUGUGCCAGCCAACCUUGAGGAUGCGAAGAGGUGGUACUGGCGGGCUGCUGCCCAAGACCACCCCAAAGCCCGCGAGCGUCUAGAGGAGCUCAAGCGAUCAGGAAAGAACGGGCCGAGAAACCGGGAGAAGAUAUCUCGCAACAGAAAUUCGAGGCAGCAGGAGGGUGAAUGCUUGGUAAUGUAAAAUCCGUAAUCAUAUAAGGUCAAAUGAAUCCAGGGGGUGGUACCUAGCCGGCCAAUUUCCCUUUGGGAGGCAACAUCGUAUUGCGUUGUAUUUUGGGAGCUAGAAUAUGUAGAAGAAGUAAUCUAUGCACACCCAUACCCGGCCGAUGGUUCAUGCCGAGGUUCCUCAUACACUGGAAUUUGAUGAUGGCUCCUGUUCACUUGCCUUUCCAGGAGUCCUCUGCCAUUGUACGGGGCAAUUCAUCGUCAUCUUCGACGCUUGACACCUCCUUCUUUCUCUCAACAGAAAGUCGACGUAUAAAAUUACAUCAUAUUGCCAUAACAUCAUC